AUGAAGCCAAAUAUGCACAAGAUAUUGGAAUGCUGCAAAGAAGCAACAAGAAAGUGGAAAAGCAAUCCCAUUAGUCUGAACUUUUCUAAAAGAUGCAAUAUUAGAAGUAUAGCUAUUGGACUAGGAUGCAGUAAAUCAACAGUUUGGAGAUGGGUGAAAGCAGGGCUGAUCAGAUCUCACACUUCAGCUAUACGCCCUGAUUUAACCACCCCUAACAAGCUGCUAAGAUUAAGGUUCUCCCUAAAAGCUUUAGAACUAGACAGACCACUAAUUUCAGAAAAUGGAGAGGUUUUGUUUGACGGAAAGAUUGGAAUUUUUCCUUUCACAAAACAAGUUCCAGCCAAGAGAAAAAGCAAAAAUAGAAGUGCAGGAACUAUAGAUACUAAGCCUAUCGAAAGCAUAACAAAGGUUGUGACGAAGGAAUUCUUGACCAAUAAGAUCAUACCAGCAAUAAUUGAAAAAUGGUCAGAAGGUGCAAGUAAGUGCAUAUAUAUCCAACAAGACAAUGCAAAGCCACACAUUCUAGACGAUGAUCCUGAUUUUAGGGCUGUUACUGCAUGCAAGACACUUGAUGAUUUGGUUAAGGCGGUUGAGAAAUCAUUUGAGGACCUAUCUGUUGUAACAUUAGACAAUGUGUUCCUAUCACUACAAGGUUGUAUGGUUGAGAUCAUGAAGGCUAGAGGACAUAGCAGCUACAAACUUCCCCCAAUAUGGGAAAUGAAGCUUUAA
Salvia splendens (bonfire salvia) is the source of this 729-nucleotide messenger RNA. RefSeq lists its product as uncharacterized. The coding region runs from base 1 to 729 and encodes 242 amino acids. The record is from RefSeq and is a predicted model, not a curated record. The transcript is spliced from 5 exons. NCBI's taxonomy places the organism in Eukaryota, Viridiplantae, Streptophyta, Magnoliopsida, Lamiales, Lamiaceae. Gene Ontology annotation, molecular function: nucleic acid binding.